AUGGUCAGUUUUGCUGGAUACCUAAUGCCCGUACAAUAUGGAGAUGUUAGUAUCUCUGCAUCCCACAAGCACACUCGGGACCAUUGCUCUCUGUUUGAUGUUUCUCACAUGCUUCAGACUCGGAUCCAUGGACAGCAACGAAAGGAAUUUUUAGAAAGCCUCACUGUGUGUGAUGUACAGGGACUCAGAGAGAACCAUGGCUCCCUGUCUCUUUUCACGAACUCCAAUGGAGGCAUAAUUGAUGAUCUCAUUUGCAGCUCAACAUCCCAGGGUUAUCUGUAUGUUGUCUCAAAUGCAGGGUGUAGAGACAAAGUCAUUCCUUUGUUCAAAGGGCAUGAAAAGGAAUUCCAGCAUCUUGGUAAGGACUCUUCAAUUGAAUUCCUGGACAACUUUGGUCUGAUUGCUCUACAGGGACCUGAAGCCCAUUCCAUCUUGCAGAAAGUAGUAGAUUUUCCAGUGAACAAAGUCAGAUUCAUGACCACUACAACUGGAAAUGUCUGUGGUAUCGAAGGCUGCCGUGUGACUCGCUGUGGCUACACAGGAGAAGAUGGAUUUGAGAUCUCUGUCCCAGUUGAAAAGGCUCAAAAGCUAGCAGAGGAAUUUCUGAAAUUUCAGGUCCAGCCUGCUGGUUUGGGAGCAAGGGACUCUCUGAGACUUGAAGCUGGAUUAUGUCUCUAUGGGAAUGAUAUUGAUGAGUCCACCACACCAGUGGAAGCUGGAUUGACCUGGACAAUUGGGAAGUCCAGGCGUGAACAUCGAGGUUUCCCUGGUGCAGAUUUCAUUUUGAAGCAGUUGAAAGUGAAGCCUGAUAAGAGGCGGAUUGGGUUGACAAGUGAAGGUCCGCCUCCAAGAUCUGGGAUGAAGAUUCUGGAUGAAAAUGGGAUGGAAGUUGGGAUCAUUACCAGUGGUUGCCCUUCUCCGACACUGGGAUACAAUGUGGCUAUGGGAUACGUCCAGUCUCCCUUGGCUAAGCAGGGUUCUGUUCUUCAUGUCAAAGUGCGAAAUAAGUUUGUUCGGGCAACAGUCACUAAGAUGCCUUUUGUGCCUACCAAAUACUUCACGGGUUAG
Molecule: messenger RNA, 1068 nt
Organism: Darwinula stevensoni
Lineage: Eukaryota; Metazoa; Arthropoda; Ostracoda; Podocopida; Darwinulidae
Source: the annotation of a GenBank genome assembly